Molecule: messenger RNA, 1978 nt
Organism: Cajanus cajan (pigeon pea)
Lineage: Eukaryota; Viridiplantae; Streptophyta; Magnoliopsida; Fabales; Fabaceae
Product: AP2-like ethylene-responsive transcription factor BBM
Biological process (GO): regulation of DNA-templated transcription
Molecular function (GO): DNA binding; DNA-binding transcription factor activity
Source: RefSeq, a predicted model, not a curated record
AAUUCGGUUCUCUUAAGAAAUUUGACCUUUCUUCUUUCUCCCUUCACACACAUAUAUAUAGUAACUCUUAUGGUAUAAUCCAUAUCCUUCUCCCACUAGCUAGCCUCACUUUUACUUCAUGCAUGGGCUACUUUGUGUUCACAUAUUAACUUGAAGACUUAGUGAUUUCUUUCACCAUAAGAGUCAUAUCGAUCAUAGCUAUCAUCAUCAUCAUCAUCAAUGAACUGGUUGGAUUUCUUCCUCUACCCUCAAGAACAAAACGAAGACCACUCUCAAACGGAGAACCCUCUCAUCGGCUUCAACACGCACGAAAUCUCAGCCACUGAUGUUUCUAGCGAGUGCUUUGAUCUCACUUCAUUCGGCUUAGUAGAAUCACUCAACCGAAACAAUACUCAUCAUAUAACUCCUAUAGAUUGGUGCACCAAGGGUUUGGGAACUUCUUGCAGCGGUAGUAACGAAGACAUGUAUAACAACAAACCACAGCCGAAACUCGAAAACUUUCUCUCGGAGAAACCGGCAACCGGCGGUGGCGGUAGUCCAAAAAGCACCAACUCUAUAGGGUUGUCUAUGAUAAAGACAUGGCUGAAGAACCAAGCGUCACAGUCUGAUGCUGCGAACACGUCGCUUUCCAUGAGCACUACAGUGUCACAGUCAGGCACAGUAGCAUUGCCCCUUCUAACAGCGAGCGUGGAUGGAGAGAGUAAGCAACAACCUUCGACGACAGCACUUUACAAUAACCAAAGCGAAGUUGUUAAUCUUAGUACUGUGGCUAGAAAAUCCCCUGACACAGUUGGACUUGGACAAAGGACUUCCAUAUACCGUGGUGUGACAAGGCAUAGAUGGACGGGUAGAUAUGAGGCUCACCUGUGGGAUAAUAGUUGUAGAAGAGAGGGGCAAACUCGAAAAGGAAAGCAAGUUUACCUGGGAGGUUAUGAUAAAGAAGAAAAGGCAGCUAGAACAUAUGAUUUGGCGGCACUGAAAUACUGGGGAACGGCAACAGCAACAAAUUUUCCGAUUAGCCACUAUGAAAAAGAACUGGAAGAAAUGAAGAACAUGACAAGGCAAGAAUACGUCGCAUCACUGAGAAGGAAGAGCAGUGGUUUUUCUCGCGGUGCAUCUAUUUAUCGAGGAGUAACGAGACAUCACCAACACGGAAGAUGGCAAGCUAGGAUUGGAAGAGUGGCAGGCAACAAAGAUCUCUACUUGGGAACUUUCAGCACUCAAGAAGAGGCAGCAGAGGCUUAUGACAUUGCAGCCAUCAAAUUCCGAGGACUGAAGGCAGUUACAAACUUCGAAAUGAACAGAUACGACGUUAGGAGCAUACUUGAAAGUAGCACUUUGCCAAUUGGUGGUUCUGCCAAACGUUUGAAGGAUGCUGAACAGGUCAAUCUCACCAUCAUGGAUCCUCAAACCCCUCACGUGCAUCCUAACACCUAUAAUUUUGAAGCUUCUCCUCAUCCUCUUGCAUUCCAUCAACCUCAGCCUUAUAGCCACUUAAAUUACUCUUAUGGUCCCAAGUUUUGGUACAAGCAAGAACAACUUUCUGAUGUUCCUCAAACAUUUCAGGAUUUUCAUCAACUCCAACUAGGGAAUGCACACAGUUUUCUUCAGGCCAGUGUCAUAAGCAUUGAUUCUGCUUCCAUUGGCAAUAAUAAUAAUCAUAAUAGCUCUGCAGGAUCUAACUCUUUCAUUUAUGGUGGUGGGGAUGGUAACGAUGUUCCCAUGACCAUGGCCACUUCGUUCAUAGCAAAUGAUGUUGUUAAUCAAAAUAAUGGUUUUGCGGAUAAUGAUGGGAAGAUGCUUGAAUACGAAAAUAUGUUCAACCCUACUGAUCCUUAUCAUGAAAGGAACUUUGUGUCAUCUUUCGCAGCAAACAUUUGGUGAUGCAGUGAAGUAGGUAGUGCAUAUGAUGCUUGCAAUUUGGCUCGUUGCCUCAGAGUUUCAACGUUCUCGUUUGCAUGAAUAGUUGGGAAUUAGA